AUGAAACGGUUUACAGCAAAGAUUGUGGAUUUGAUGAAGCAAGAGAAUCUCUAUGCAUCACAAGGAGGACCUAUCAUUUUAUCUCAGAUUGAAAAUGAGUAUGGAAACGUUGAUAUACACUAUGGUCCUGCUGGUAAAUCUUACAUCAAUUGGGCAGCAUCGAUGGCUACAUCUCUUGAUACAGGUGUUCCCUGGGUUAUGUGCCAGCAAGUAAACGCGCCUGAUCCAAUUAUUAACACAUGCAAUGGAUUUUACUGCGAUCAAUUCACACCAAACUCUGACAAUAAACCGAAAAUGUGGACUGAAAAUUAUAGUGGAUGGGUUUUGAAGAGCAAGGGUUUUGAUUUCCCAGUUUCCACCACCCCACACAGGUCCUUUAGGUUGUUAAGCUUGGCAGUUGAUACGGCAGUUCGGAUUUUGAAAGAAGGACGAAUGGAUGCCAUAAAAUUGGAAGGAGGUUCACCUUCAAGAAUUGUUGCAGCAAAAGCUAUUGUCGAAGCUGGAAUAGCUGUGAUUGGGCAUGUUGGUCUUACACCACAGGCCAUUAGUGUUUUAGGUGGAUUUAGGCCUCAGGGAAGAAAUGUUGCUAGUGCUGUCAAGGUCGAUAUUUCUAUUCUCUCACGCAUGAUGCAACUAUUUUUGUAUUUGAAAACAAAAUUUGCUCCGGGAGUGUCUCAUAUUGAACCGGGAGGUCUUUCUUUCCGCGAUGUUCUUAACAUCCUACACAAUCUUCAAGGUGAUGUUGUUGCUGGAGACGUCGUUGAACUCAACCCACAACGCGAUACUGUUGAUGGAAUGACUGCUAUGGUAGCUGCUAAGUUGGUCAGAGAAAUGGCUGCAAAGAUUGCAAAAUGA
Molecule: messenger RNA, 855 nt
Organism: Vicia faba (fava bean)
Lineage: Eukaryota; Viridiplantae; Streptophyta; Magnoliopsida; Fabales; Fabaceae
Source: the annotation of a GenBank genome assembly